CAUCUGCUCGAAAUGCCUGCUCCACGACGCCUGUCAACUCCUUUUCCAGGAAAAGGGCGUACGAUUUCCGUAAAAGAGUAUUUGGAAUUGCCGAAGAACAAUUAUUUAGAAGAUGCCACAAUUAAUUCGUACAUCAAAAAGACUACGCUCACACUGCUGGAAAACCAUCAAAAUUUGUGGGAGUACAAUGCGACGGUCGUGGAAGAGAAAUGGGCUCUGCUAGGAAUUGAAGUUUAUGAGAAAACUGGGAUGCUUGUCAAGACAGACGAUAUCUGGACAAUUUAUGACAAUAUAAAGAAAGUCGUCAGAAAAAAGAUGAGAAUCAGCAUCAACAAAGGAAAAACCCACGAAGAAAUGGAGCAGUUUUUAAAUGAGUACGACUACUUUAAAUAUUUUAAGUAUUAUUACAACUCAAUACCUCAUUACGAAGCGGAGCUUAGGGACAGAACCAAGAAAAGGAAGGCGAACAAAGAAGAACCCGAAAUGGAAGUUGACAUUCCGAAUGGAGAAAGAAAUCAAGUGAAGAAACAAGCAAGGACAAGGAAAGCCAAUCGUUCAGCUCGCGAACUGGCUCAACAAGAAGAAGAAACUGAAGAUUUCAUUGAGGAUAAUGCUGCUAAUCAUGCCGUCGAUAAUCUUCCAACCAGAGCAAGAACCAGUGAAACUUCAGCUGUGAGUAGAUCAAGAGCCAGAGAGCAAGCUCCAACAAUGGAACGUACACCCAUGAUUGAUCAACCAGAAAUACAAAUAAUUGGUCAGGCAAGUCUUCAAGGAACUGCUGGUGAUUUCCUCGCUCUCCAAAUAAGAAAUCUACUUCAAACAAAUCCAGAGCGAGCAAAUUUGAUCACAAGUACAAUCAAUAAAACAAUUGGAGUUCUUCGAGCAGGAAACUGUGAGGAUAGCCAUGAUGUUUUUGAAGAUCUACUCUCCGGAGAAAAGUCAAUGAGGGAAAAUGUACUUGUUAUAUGCUGACGUUUUCAUACUGUGUUACUUACCAGCACACUUACUAAAACAAUUGAAACACUCUGCCUUGGAAUAUGCUGGGAUGGGAGUAAGAUCUUUAAGGAUUUACUCUCGGCGGAGGGUAAAUGAGAGAAAAUUCGAGGAAAAGAACAAUGCACAGAUCGCCUUCAACAAGCUCGUAAUAUCUCGGUUUUGUUCUUUUUUUUUCUAGUAUGUUUUCUGAUAUUUUUAAAGUUUUUUAUUCCCCCUGCAGUUCUUUCAAAAAAAUUGUUGUUAACUUUUGCGUCGCCACUUUUGUUUUCUUAUCGACUAAUUUGUGUUUUCUUCUCAAACUUGAAUUUUAAAUUAUUUAUAUGUUGCGACCUGUUUUUUUUUCAUAAAUAAAGUUAAAAAUUUUAAA
Messenger RNA from Caenorhabditis elegans, 1363 nucleotides. RefSeq names its product ARID domain-containing protein (gene lido-6). The transcript is spliced from 4 exons. Lineage: Eukaryota; Metazoa; Nematoda; Chromadorea; Rhabditida; Rhabditidae. The coding region runs from base 13 to 972 and encodes 319 amino acids. The record is from RefSeq and is marked reviewed.